GCCGAUGCUUCUUGUCGUGGGAACAGUUAUCGAGAGCAGCCCGACACAGAAGAAUACGAGAAGGGCAAUCCGAGAGAAAAUUGGCCGGCAAAUUCCUCCGGUAAGCGCGAAUCGCCAAGAUAUGAAGAUCAUCUCUCUCAUAAAAUCAAUCAAACACAAACCACAUCUUCUCCAACUCCACUCCUUCCUUCUCUGCUCCUCUCAUUUCUUAAACCCCACCGUUUUCCUCGCUUUCCUCUCCCGCCUCUCGCUGCUCGAUUUAUCCUACUCCGGCAGAGUCUUCUCCGCCUUCCCAGAGCCCAACAUCUCCCUCUACAACACCCUAAUCAGGGCCCAUUCCUUCCGCCGCGAUUCAUCCCGCAGAGGCUUCCAAUUCUACCAUGAAUUGCUUCACUCCGGCAUUUCACCAAACGCGUUGUCAGCAACCGCCGCCAUCAAGUGUUGCGCGAAGAUGGAGUCCUUGAGAAGCGGGACGCAGGUCCAUGGAAGGAUUUGGAGAGACGGGUACUUAUCUGAUUCGCUUUUGCAGACAACGUUGAUGGAUUUCUACUCAUCUCUGGAGAAGGGCGAUGACGCCUGCAAAGUGUUCGACGAAAUGCCUGACCCAGACGUUGUCGCUUGGAACGUCUUGAUCUCUUGCUACACUCGCAACGGGCGAACCCGCGAUGCCUUGGCUUUGUUUGACGAGAUGAGAAGUUCGAAUUCAUGUAUCCCUGAUGACGUCACUUGCUUGCUGAUGCUUCAAGCUUGCGGCAGCUUGAAUUCGUUGGAAUGGGGCGAGAAAGUUCAUGACUUUAUCUUAGAACACGGCUUGAUCGGUUCGAGAAGAGUCUCCAACUCCCUCAUAACGAUGUACUCCCGCUGCGGGUGCGUCGAGAAAGCGUUCGAGGUGUUUCGCCGCUCGGCUGAUCAGAGAGACGUCGUGUCGUGGACUGCGAUGAUCUCGGGACUAGCAAGCAACGGCUAUGGCAGGGACGCCGUCGAGGCGUUUGAACGGAUGCAGCGCGAAGGGGUCUCGCCGGGGGAGCAGACGUUUACGGCCCUGUUAUCCGCGUGCAGCCACUCGGGGCUGGUGGACGAGGGCCGGAUGUAUUUCCAAGCCAUGGGGCGCGAUUUUGGCAUCACGCCUAAUGUCCACCACUACGGGUGUAUGGUGGAUCUCCUCGGCCGCGCAGGGCUGCUGGACGAGGCCUACGGCCUCGUCCGUUCGAUGAGGAUCAAGCCCGACGCUACAAUGUGGAGGACGUUGCUCGGAGCGUGUAGGAUCCAUGGCAAUGUUGGCCUCGGGGAGCAAGUAAUCGAGCAUCUCGUUGAACUUAAGGCUCAAGAAGCCGGGGACUACGUGCUCCUUCUCAACAUAUACUCGUCGUGUGGGGAUUCGGACAAGGUGAUGGAAGUUAGGAAAGCUAUGAAGGAUAAAGGGAUUCACACGACGCCUGCCUCUAGCACGAUCGAGUUGAAGGGUAAGGUGCACGAGUUCUUCGCGGACGAUGUUUUGCAUCCGCGGAAGAGGGAGAUCUACGAGAUGCUCGGAGAGAUCAUCCAGCAGCUGAGGAUUGGUGGUUAUGUGGCUGAGAUAUCCUCGGAGAUGCAAAGGGCUGAAUCAGGGAGCGAGGCGUAUGUCUUGUCCUACCAUAGUGAGAAACUCGCGGCUGCUUUCGGGAUUCUCUCUACGCCCCCCGGGACUAUGUUGAGGAUUGCGAAAGACCUGAGGAUAUGUGUGGAUUGUCACAACUUUUUCAAGAUUCUGUCUUCGGUGUACAACCGGAGAGUGGUGAUCAGGGAUCGCGCUCGUUUUCAUCAUUUUGGAGACGGGGUUUGCUCUUGCAACGACUAUUGGUAAUGGGCUGUGUCUGAGAUUUCGGAGGGGACUAUAACGGAAUGCGGGCGAGGUUCAUCAGUGAGGCUCACAAAGUUAAGCACGCCCGGGUGGAGAGAAGGCCGGAGCGCCUUGAGCUGUCGCGACAAGGCUAGCCGAUUUUCGGGUGGACAGUGAUAGUUGCAUUUAAAGAUCUAAUUGCAACUGAAGUUGUCGUUCAGCUCACUCUGUUCAUCAACUUCUUGUUUGUUAUGUAUUUUGAAUUGAGAGAUGCAGAAUCAUCAUACACAAUCAAAUAUGCAAAAAAUUCUUACUUGGAGUUUCUACUUAAUUAGUUAAGGGCUUCAUUCGUCCACAAUUAUGAGUC
Salvia splendens (bonfire salvia) is the source of this 2186-nucleotide messenger RNA. RefSeq names its product pentatricopeptide repeat-containing protein At3g47530-like. Gene Ontology annotation, biological process: RNA modification. The record is from RefSeq and is a predicted model, not a curated record. NCBI's taxonomy places the organism in Eukaryota, Viridiplantae, Streptophyta, Magnoliopsida, Lamiales, Lamiaceae. The coding region runs from base 5 to 1843 and encodes 612 amino acids. The transcript is spliced from 2 exons. Gene Ontology annotation, molecular function: protein binding; RNA binding; zinc ion binding.